GAUGCUGUGUGGCGUUGAGGUCAAAGGCACCACUAGUGGCUAGCCAACACGGCAGCCUACGAAUCCAGAUCCCGGCUGGUAUGGUAUGAGAUUUGUCUCAAAGGAUUAACGAGGGCUUAGCUAAAUCUGGGGAGCCAGUCAGCGGGGCGGAAAUUGAAUUGUUGGAUGAUUAAUUAGCCCGGGGUCUGGUCAGUCGAUCGAGCCCGGCAUCCGAGUGGUGUGCCGGAUCAGACCAUCCGGAUAGUACCCACCAGGGCUGGAAGUCACCAACAGUACUCAGAGUACAUAUACUCGAUUUUAGAAGCGCUUAUUUUUAUUGUCAAGCGCGGAUGAGGGCAUGUACUCAAGCUUGUACACUAACAUGGAGUUCAACAUGAACUCGACCUUUGCGCCACCGGCGGCGGCAACAUAUCCCGAACUCUAUGCCCUGGCGAGUCAAAACCCGAAACUGUCUUUUCUGGAGAAGGCGUGGUGGACACACUAUGCUUACUGGGAUAAUGACAUUAUCGCAACUGGCAUCAUCACCUUCCUUGCUCACGAAAUCCUCUACUUCGCCCGCUGCAUCCCGUGGAUAAUCGCCGACGCUCUACCGACACUCUUUCAUCGUUUCAAGAUUCAGGACAAGAAGGCACCCCCAUCAGCAAAAGAACAAUGGAGUUGUGUGAAAUAUAUCCUUGCUAUUCACUUUAUUGUGGAAAUGCCUAUGAUAGUCCUGUUCCACCCGAUGAUGGAGCUCUUUGGCCUCAAAUACGCCCUUCCAUUUCCGGACCUUAAAACCCUCGCCAUUCAAAUCACAAUCUUCUUCUUCGUCGAAGAUACGUAUCACUACUGGCUCCACCGUGCCUUCCACUGGGGCCCUCUUUAUCGUGCCAUCCACCGGGUGCACCAUCAAUACGCUGCGCCGUUCGGUUUGACGGCGGAGUAUGCCAGCCCGUGGGAGACCAUGCUUCUUGGCUUGGGCACGAUUGGACCCCCUUUGGUUCUUGGCUCCUUCACUGGCGAGGUGCAUUUGAUGACUGUGCUGGCUUGGGUGGCUCUGCGUCAGUUCCAGGCCAUCGACGCGCACUCUGGAUACGAUUUUCCCUGGAGUCUUAGACGGAUCUUCCCGCUGUGGGGAGGAUCAGACUGGCAUGACGAUCACCAUCGGUACUUCCGGGGUAAUUAUUCUAGCUCGUUCAAGCAUUGGGAUAUCUUAAUGGGAACGGUUGCCGGUCCCCGAGGGAAGAAGAUGCGGCAGGAGUGAUGCUUUCAGCAUGCGUUUAUUGUUAUUCGUUGUACAGUAAUACAUAAUUUAUAAUAUAAUCUUACCACACAGAGCUUCCCAAGCUGCCGUUGAGAAGAUACGAUACCUGGCACGGCUGUCGG
Molecule: messenger RNA, 1365 nt
Organism: Aspergillus costaricaensis CBS 115574
Lineage: Eukaryota; Fungi; Ascomycota; Eurotiomycetes; Eurotiales; Aspergillaceae
Product: sterol desaturase family protein
Exons: 3
Coding region: 338-1243 (301 amino acids)
Biological process (GO): ergosterol biosynthetic process
Molecular function (GO): iron ion binding; C-4 methylsterol oxidase activity
Source: RefSeq, a predicted model, not a curated record